AUGCUCGCUAUAACAGCACUUGCCCCAAAAUUCUGUUAAGGCUAUACGGGGGUUUGUUUGUCUUUGAUCAAUUUUGAGUACAUAAUCUGCAAGUAUAUUUUUCGGCAUUGGGAUAUUACAAUGGUACACGGCGUGUUUUCGAACCGGAGGGGGUCGCUCACGCACUUGCGCCGGCUCGCUCGCGGCUUUAACGUCUCACUACCGCUCCCUCGCUGCCCAGAACCGAGCGUUCUGUUGUCACAAUGUGCACCACCCUGCCGCCUGCAGUAACAUCUGCGGGAUGAGACGGUGCUGAAUGUUGCUGUGCCGCUGCUCGACGUGUUAAGGGGCCCCUUUGCCUGGGCCGUUCCCGGGGAGCGCCGAAUGCGCCGCGGCGAAUCGCGAGCACCGCGGCCCCCAUCGAGCACCGCGGCACCCAUCGUGCACCGCGGCCCCCAUCGUGCACCGCGGCACCCAGCGGCCCCCAUCGUGCACCGCGGCCCCCAUCGAGCACCGCGGCCUGGGAAUGGAGGCUGUGGUGGUAAUGGUACAAGUUGGUGGUGCUAGAGGUACUUAGUUUCUUAAAGAAACGCGCGGUCUGUCCCGUCGCCUAAAUCUGCCAGUCAACCCACGGCACCUGCACGGUCUGUUCCGUGAAAUUCCUGCCAGCAGCGAGCCUCCGGACACCUCAAGUGGCCUCGAAGUGCACUUAGCCUGGCACAAGCGCCGUGGUUAGGCGGUGGUAGUUAGUGGUGAGUUGUAUUGGUAGUUGGUUGCGAUAGUUGUGGUCGUGCAAUUAGUUUAGUUAUGGCGGUAGUUAGUGGUGGUAUGAGUGUGCUAAUCCGUAACGCGCAGGCCCUGGUGCCCGUGUCCCGCUCGCGUUUGCGGCGCGACGCGGAGCUGCUGCUGCGCGUGCUGCUUGUGACUGGCCGCUCGGCGCCUCCUCCACCUCCCCGUCGCCUCCUCCUCUCCGCACUCUGCGUCUCCUCGCGUCGCAUCCGCAACCUCAACCUCCACUACCGCGGGGAAGACCGCGCCACUGAUGUGCUGGCCUUCCCCUACGCGCAGGUCGUGGCUCCAGGGGUGUUGCCGGAAGCCAAGGACGGCGCGGACGACUCUCUGAUGGACUCUCUGGGGGACGUGAACCUGGGGGAUGUGUACCUGGGGGUGAGCUACAUCCAGCAGAGCCUGCGUGCAGGAGAACGUUUCCAUGAUGCGCUCACGAUGUACGAGAAGGAGAGUGAGGUGCUGUUGGAAUACGGCCGCAACACAGGCAUCACGCUCGCGCCUCUCACAGCUGGGACAUUCUGACUCCCACCGUCGAAACCUGCUCGAGCUGCGGGUGGCACAACAUUCUAGAGAUGCCUCAAGAACCUUACCACGCUCUGCUAUGUCAGCCUCACUACCUCUCCACGCUCUACCAUGCCAGCCUCCGGACAAUGACUUUGGCAACUACCUCGUUACCCUGGAAGCCCCUCUCGAACUUUUGGGAUGGUGACGUGGCUCAGAGUUAGCAAGUUCGCCGCUUAUUACAGAGGCUUGUAGUUCCAAUCCGGUAGGCCAUCAUCAUUAAUACUGCAUUGUGUGUAUGAACCGUAAAAUACCACUCGUCAUCUGCUUCAGAGUGGACGGUAAAGAUACCCUGUCGUAAUUUGAGACGGGGAGACCAUUGUGUGCUGGCAUUUUGGUCCAAAUUC
Petromyzon marinus (sea lamprey) is the source of this 1676-nucleotide messenger RNA. RefSeq names its product ybeY metalloendoribonuclease (gene YBEY). NCBI's taxonomy places the organism in Eukaryota, Metazoa, Chordata, Hyperoartia, Petromyzontiformes, Petromyzontidae. Gene Ontology annotation, molecular function: metalloendopeptidase activity. The record is from RefSeq and is a predicted model, not a curated record. Gene Ontology annotation, biological process: rRNA processing.